UCCAUCCGACUUUUUAAUUCACAAAUUGCAUUCCUCACACUGCAUACUACAUACCCCAUUGUACCUCAUCACUUAUACAUAACUUUUUUUGCAUCCAUAACUUUGCAUGUCCAUGAACCAUGAAACCGACCCUACUGCUACUUCCAUAUCUACAACGGACCCUGCAAACAAUAAUGACAACAAUGUUGACACAGAGGCGGACCAGCCCCCUUCACUCAAUAUUGUUAACACUACAAGUCCACAUUCCAUCUCACUACAGCAACAGCAGCAGCAGCACUGCAGUCUGAAAGAUCCUCUUUAUUCUUCUUCAGGGUCAUAUGCUGUAACCAGCACACCUCUUCCUCGUCAGAGCAGACUCUUUCUUCAAGCACCAGGACAAUAUUCACAACUAUCUAGCCUGAACCACCACAGUAGCAACAGCGAUAAUAGCAGGAGCAAUAAUAACCCAGAGCUUUUACCUGGUCCUAUAGCACCCUCCUCGCCGCCUCACCUUAAUUUAUUAGAUAACUCUGGUCAACAGCAUCAUCACCAGCAUCAUGUCGUCUUCUCAAAUAUCAGCCCAAACCAUAGCCAGGAAUCCUUCAAUGAUGCUGAAAGAUUGAGCGAGAACGAAGGACUCCUUCCUAGGCGGAGACGCUCUUCAUUCAAGAUUGACGAUAAUCCAUCAGCGACACUCAAACUAAGAUCACGUUCAGUAGCAUCCCGAAGCUCAACUUCCUCGAUGCGAGAUCGCGUCGUACAUUUCCCUGAAUCGCCAAACAUAUCGCUUGUGGGUUCCAGACGAUCGUCUAUGAUCCAGAACCGGUCUUCCAUAGCAGGCCCAUCAGGAGGGAGCAGUGGUGCAGGAAGUGGAGGAGAACAUUCUUCAGGUGGAUGGAUAAGCGGUAUAUCCGAAGUCAUGGCGAGCGUCUCAUCAAGAGUUGUCAACACAAGAGCUCAAGAACAGCUCGUGCGCUCAAUAUCGUUCUCGCAUCCAGAGCAGAUUGAAAGCGACUUGGCCGACCAUUCACGGUCAAAUCAACGUGGGUCUUUCCACAGCGAGGCUGUACAACCCAGUACAGACGUCCCGCCUUGGGUCGCAGUAGCCUCAUCAAUACAUGGCGUGGGCUCUGAUCAUGGCUCUAUCAGAAACUUGAGGCGAUCAGCGUCCAAAAGAAGUUCCAGCAGUCAUGGAGCAGCAGGCACCGCAAACCUCGGUGCUCACUCCUCUCAACAGGAUCAACUUGGGCCACUUCACACCACAGGAAACUCGCGCUCGGGUUCUGGAUCGCAUCUAGGGAAAUCUACUCAAGAUGAAGAAUCAGUAUUUACUCCGGGUGGAUUUUCACAUCGUGGAUCGGACAAAAUGCGACUUGAGGGACGUUCGUUUAUGUUGUUUUCUCCAGAGAAUCCAGUGCGGCUGUGGCUGGCUUCGAUUCUUAUGUCAAAAUAUACAGAUCCGUUUAUUCUCGUAGUUAUCCUUGCUCAAUGGAUAUUUUUCGUGGUCACCCCAACAACAUUUGAAGCAAAGAACGUCUUUGGCACAUACUGGACCCAUUACGGACUACUGGCAGUGAAUAUCCUGUACACACUUGAGAUCAUGGCUAAAGCCAUUGUGUAUGGCUUUAUCUUUGACCGAAAUGGCUUUCAGUGGAAGCGCUGGGUACCCAAAAGGAUACAUCAUUUCUUCAUCUCGGAAAAGCGGGCGUCAAUGAAACCGAAGCCAGUAGUCCUUGAAAAGCAUGAGCAUGCACAUUCGCUGGCAAGAACUAACAGCGUCCUCUCUCAAGCCUCAACUCUUGAGAAAUCAAAAGCUCAAACUAAUCAGGCCACGGCAGCGCUAACCGCAGAGGAGAAAAUAGAAUCAUCUGGCUCUAACUUUGAAACUGAUGCCCAACCUGCCCAUGCACCCUUUUUUAGAUCAUAUUAUAAUCGCUUGGAUGGCGUAGUUGUAAUAAGCUACUGGAUAGACUUUGCUUUCAUGAUGACCGGCGUCCAGAAAGUAUAUAUUUUUAAGGCUAUCAGUGCUCUCCGGCCGCUUCGAUUGCUUUCACUUACAGAAGGAACAUCGACUAUCAUCGAUUCUCUCUCAAUGUCAGCUCCAUUGCUGCUUACGAUCUUAGGAUUCAUAUUCUUUUUCUUCUUGAUCUUGAGUCUCAUCGGUUUACUCGUGUUCCAAGGGGCUACAUCACGCCGUUGCGCUGUUCAAGAUGAGGACGAUCCUACCAGCUGGUCACCCGUAUUGCCAGAAGUAAUCUGUGGAGGCUAUUGGAGCAACGGGACUAUUUUAGGUAUUGUCAAUUACGUAGGUCAAGGUGAUGGUGAUGACUCCUCACCUCGAUCUUCGGGGAUGAUAUGUCCGGAAGGUCAAGUUUGUGUGCAAUUCGACAAUUACAAUCCAAGUCGAGGCCUUGUCUCCUUUGACAACUUCUUUUUUUCGCUCCUUACUGUAUUUACAAUCAGCUCUAUGGAAGGCUGGACAGACGUGCAAUACUGGGUGAUGGAUGGAGACUCGAGAUGGGCGGCCAUUUUUUUUUGCGCAGUAAUUUUCCUUAUGAGCUUUCUUCUAAUCCCACUGUUCAUUGCUGGUAUCACGUACUCGUUCGGAGCUGUCAGGGCAGAGAAGAGGCACUCGGCUUUCUCAAAUAAAAUUAGAAGCACACGCACUUUGCUUGACACGGAAGAAGGGUGGCAAUUCGAAGAUCAAAUCCAUGAAGUUCGGUCUCCAUUUCGGCAAUGGCUCAUCCGGGUAGUAAAUGACCCUUGGUUCCCGAUUGCAGGCACAGUAUUAGUUUUCUUCGAUCUAGUUGUUAUGUGCUUCCGGCGAUAUGAUAGCUCGCCCGCAGCAUUGGAUUGGAUUAAUAAUGCAGAGACUGCCUUCACAUUUCUCUUCUUGCUUGAGAUUUGUGUUCGGGUCGCAGGACAUAGCACAUGGCAUCAGUUUUGGAAGCGCAAAUCCAAUAAGUUUGAUUUAUUCUUGGCUAUCACAACGAUGAUCAUCCUCUUACCUUCGGUUCAAAAUUGGGAGUGGCACCGAUAUCUGACUGUUUUCCAAGUCCUGAGAGCGUAUCGUCUCAUCCCUGCUAUCCCAGGUGUCCGUGACUUGAUGAAUUCGGUCAUCGGAAGCGCAACAGGGAUGCUUAAUCUUCUACUGAUUACCUUCAUGUUUUUGCUGGUUUGCGCUCCCAUACCUAUGAUGCUCUUUGGAGGUGAAAUGGUUUCAGACGAGGAGCAGCCAGUAAAUUUUGAUGAUCUUGGCCAAAGCUUUAUAUCGCUGUUCAUUAUUUUGACAGGCGAGAACUGGGUCGAAAUCAUGUAUGAAGGAUUAGAUGCCCAUCAAGAAACUUACAAGCAGAUUUACGGCGUUAUCUUCUUCGUUGUGUAUUACUGCGCUUCGCACUAUGUCCUUUUGAACCUUUUCAUUGCUAUCGUGCUGGAGCACUUUGAUCUGGACGAAGAUGAAAAGUACAAGAAGCAACUAGAGAUAUAUUUUGAAACACAUCAAAAAGCAAAGAUAGAUCGCACGAGAAGCGUCUUCCAAUAUCUUAAUCCUUACGCGUACCUCCCUGCACGGCCACAAACACUCUCUGUUAAUGGCUUAUCAGUGGACCAAACCGUAUCAAUUCGGAAGAACGUGUUCCGACAGUUUCUUGAGGGCGAUACAGCGCCUGUCACUACUGAAAUCAUUGAAUCGAAGCCUAGGCUUAUUUUAUGGCUGGAGGGAAUACGCGACUAUUGGUUUCCUACUCAAGCUCAGCUUGAAGAGGUGAACGGUAGAAAAUUGUUGUCAAAGGGCCAGAAAGCACAGUUGAAUCAACUAAAUGGUGGUAUCUCUGGCUUUGGCAAGGUACAGGAUGAAAUCGACGCCAACUUGGAGCGCCUUGAUGCUGACCUCGAGAAAAUUACUUGGGACAGAGAUAGAUUUUUCGAAGAUCCUCAGGCUUUGGAGACACUCACGCCAGAGGGAUACCGUAAAGCUAAGGAUAGGGAGAAAGCUUAUGCAGAUGUCCACUACGCAGAACUACAAGAGUUCCUGGAGGCUCAUCCGUUGUAUGAUCGAUCGCUGUUUAUAUUCCCAAGCAAUAAUCGCUUCAGACAGUGGUGUCACCGUGUUGUUGGCCCGCGCUCUGAUCGAAAGUUAGCGAGAAUGAAUCGAUUCAAUUGGUUCAUUUUUAUUUGCAUUCUAUCGAGCAUCGCGAUCAUUAUUGCAGACGACCCUAUCGACAGGCUCCUAGCGAUGACAACGGGCGAUACGAAGAAACAAGACAUCCUUGGAGACAUUGAUUAUGUGAUCACUAUCAUAUUUGUAGUCGAGCAGUCCCUCAGGAUUCUCGCUGAUGGCUUUUUCUUCACACCAACAGCUUAUCUACGCGACCUUUGGAAUUGUACAGAUUUAUUUAUUGUUCUCAUGAGCUGUUUCAUGACUUUCACACAUAUCGAUCACUUGUACAAUGUCUCGCGUACUGUUCGAGCAGCCUCAUGUCUGCGUGUGCUGCGUAUUGUACGGUAUUUUGAAGGCGUCUCUGCAAUGUUUAAGGCCAUUGCCAAGGCAUUGCCGAAGAUGGUUGUCGCCCUACUCAUGACAGCACUGCUAUUUUGGCCGUUUGCGAUUUAUGGCGUCAAUAUUUACGCAGGAUACUUUUACUUGUGCAAUGAUCAUGGUGUGCUGACUAAGUCUGAAUGUGUUGGGGAAUUCAUGAGUGUGGUCAAUGAAGAUACCGACGACGAAAUCUUGCUUCCGCGCAUAUGGAGUAAUCCGUAUGACUAUAGUUUUGACUCGAUCCAGGCUGCCGUCUUAACGUUGUUUGAGAUGGCCUCACAAGAAGGGUGGGUCCAGGUCCUACAGUCCGGUCGUGCUGCCCCCAAUCGCAUAGGGCAGCAACCUUUCAUCCAACCGGAUGAACCCAACCGCUUCAACUCUUUUUACUUUUUGCUUUUCAUGUUAAUCGGCUCUAUUGUCUUUGUGCAGAUAUUUAUCGGUGUUAUAUUGGAAACAUUUAAGGCUUGGAAUGGUAUUUCACUAUUGACGGUAGAGCAACGUCGUUGGCUUGAUCUUCGAAGGCAGCUUCGAAUGAUCAGGCCCACCGCUACGCCUAUAAGGCCUCAAAACCCCAUUAGAGCAUUCUGCUAUGACUUGGUGAAUGAGAAAAAGGGUUUCCUUUGGAAAAUCAUGACGACAGUUCUUGCUCUUAACGUCUGCCUAAUUGCCUCGCAACACUACGCACAGCCUCAGACUUUGACAGACAUACAAGAUGUAUCGUAUUUCGCCUUCUUGGGUCUUUAUUCCGUCGAGAUCGUUAUCAAGUUACUUGGCUAUGGUUUUCACAAGUGGAGGCUCUCUCGCUGGAACCUUUAUGACCUUGCUAUUACAGCCUUGGCUCUGAUCACUCUGGCCCCAAGGUUUAUCGGACAUGAGCUAUGGACCUUGAGGCUAGAAAAUUUCCUUUUGAUUACCAUCUCCUUCCGUCUCGCUCAGAGAGUUGACUCUCUGCAAGUUCUCUUUCGAGCGCUAGUAAUCGCGCUGGGCUCAAUUCUCAAUAUCACUGCUGUAUUCAUGGUUGUCUUCACUGUCUAUGCGAUCAUGUUCCGAGAACUUUUUGGAAUGACACGUCUCGGUCCUUCAACAACAGGCAUUGCCAAUUUUGAUUCGUUUGGGAAUACAAUGCUGAUGUUAAUCCGUAUGACAACAGGGGAAAAUUGGGAUUUUGUCAUGCACGACAUGAUGGUCGAGCCGCCCUAUUGCACCCCGAUCCGGACGUCGUAUCUAGAUAGUGAUUGCGGCUCUCGGCCCUGGGCAUUCUUUAUGUUCCUUUCAUUUUACGUUGUCUGCACGUACAUCCUGCUCAACAUGUUUAUUGCCGUCAUUAUCAGCAAUUUCUCGUUCGCAUAUCAACAGGACUCAGUGACUACCUUGAUCACUCGCGAGGAUCUUAGAAACUUCAAGAUGACUUGGGCAAGAUUUGAUCCAAGAGGAACAGGAUAUAUUGACGUGAAUGAUCUAUCAAAGUUCCUACGGUCAUUAGAGGGCCGUUUCUGCACUAGAGUUUAUGCCAAGCCAGAGUACAGCAUCCCUAGUCUAGUCAAACUGUACGUGUCCAUCCCGACCGCCUCUGUACCGCGUCCCUCUACAACUAUAGAGGGUAAUGCAAACCCCAUUGUAUCUUCCUCUCCAUCUAUUAACAAUGGAUCUGCAUCACAUCGAUCGGUCAGAGGUCUUGGAGCCGUCCGUCGAAUGAGUCGAUUGUCCGUGAGUCCGAACAUGACUUCAAACAGCCCCGGUCAGCAAGCUGCUAGUCCUUUACCGAAAGCUGUCCCUAACACUACCACAGGUCCAGAAGAAAGCGAUGAGUUAGGCGUAAAGCCUACUAAAAUGGAUGCAAAAUUGGAUAUUUCAGGGUUGCAGCAGAUCCUCUCAAAGAUCGAUACUAUUGAUGUGUUCCGACGUCGAAAAAACUUUAACCUCAUUUACAAAGAGGCUUUAGCUACCUGCACGGAUCGAGGAAUAUCAUUUUACAGCAUUCUGGAUAUUCUGUCGUUCACACUUGUAGACACAGAACAUGCUCUUGGAAUGAAUGAGUUCUUGAAAAGAAAUGAGCGCGUCAAAGUAGUCAAGUCUGCAGUGGCUCGAGAGACAAUUCACAAUCUGUUAUUGACAAUUGUGGCGCGCCGAAGCUUUUUGAAGCAACGUCGGGCAAAACAAAAUGCAAGAUUGCGACCAGAAGUCCCACGGAUUGUGAUUGAUACUUCAAUUGGAAACGAACGUAGCUUCCGUCAGGAUCAAGGUCCAGACACGUCACCACUGUUGACAUCAACUUCGCCCAGCGGACGAUCUUCGUUCCUAUCCUCACCCGUGGUCGAUUUUUCAAAAGGUCACCAUCAUACCGAUGAUGAUGUCUCGCCUAUCAUGAUGAGUGGUUACUCUAUCAACACAAUGCUUUCUACCAACUCCAAUGAUUCAAACGGGUGGGACUUAUACGAGCGAGAUUCGUUCAGCCGCUUAUCAGGUCAAUCCGAUGGUUUCGAUUUCAUGGCAGAGCCGCGCGUGGGAUUGUCGUCAUCACCCUUUACAGUGGAUGGGUCGACUUGGUUUAACAUGUUACAGGAACAAAUACAAGAACAGGACGAAGCCCUUGCAAACAACAAUUUGAGUUCACCAUAAACUUUUUUUUAUUC
Lobosporangium transversale is the source of this 7152-nucleotide messenger RNA. RefSeq names its product Ion transport protein-domain-containing protein. Gene Ontology annotation, biological process: calcium ion import across plasma membrane. Lineage: Eukaryota; Fungi; Mortierellomycota; Mortierellomycetes; Mortierellales; Mortierellaceae. Gene Ontology annotation, molecular function: high voltage-gated calcium channel activity; calcium ion binding. Gene Ontology annotation, cellular component: voltage-gated calcium channel complex; membrane. The transcript is spliced from 19 exons. The record is from RefSeq and is a predicted model, not a curated record. The coding region runs from base 107 to 7138 and encodes 2343 amino acids.